Molecule: messenger RNA, 645 nt
Organism: Lachancea lanzarotensis
Lineage: Eukaryota; Fungi; Ascomycota; Saccharomycetes; Saccharomycetales; Saccharomycetaceae
Gene: GOS1
Product: LALA0S01e13894g1_1
Exons: 1
Coding region: 1-645 (214 amino acids)
Biological process (GO): vesicle fusion; endoplasmic reticulum to Golgi vesicle-mediated transport
Cellular component (GO): Golgi medial cisterna; SNARE complex; Golgi membrane
Molecular function (GO): SNAP receptor activity
Source: RefSeq, a predicted model, not a curated record
AUGGCAUCCUUUGUGACCGUAAGAGGACAGGCUAUCUCUUUAGAGUCCCAAACAGAAUCAUUGUUGUCAAAAUAUGCACAGUUUGCACAAACGACUAGCUCGGACGCAACAGGUCAAGAAAGGACCCUUGACAACAAGCUUGAAAAAGUGCUUAUCCAAAGACAGGAUAUUGUUGACUCACUGCGUAAAAUUUGUGACGAAACGCAAGGAAUUUCGACUUCCAAAACGUUGCAAGUGCAACGGCACCAAGAAGUAUUGCAAGAGCAUAGACAGCAUUUCCGGAAUUUGAGAUCGUCCAUUCAACAAGAAAGAAACCGAUUAAACCUGCUUUUUAGCGUCAAGAAAGACAUUGCUCAGCAAUCUGAAGAAAGUCCAGAUGCCUACAUUCAGGACGAAUCCCGCCGUAUAGAAGAAUCGCACAAUGUUGUGGACAGUCUACUAUCACAAGCCUGGCAAACAAGAGAUCAGUUUGCUUCCCAGAGAGCCGUAUUGCAAUCGGCUGGGGACAAAAUGAUGAAUACGUUACAGCGCGUUCCUGUUAUUAAUCAAGUAAUUGCCAAGAUCAACACAAGAAGGAAAAAGAAUGCCUUAAUUUUAGCCGGCCUAAUUACACUGUGUAUACUAUUCCUGUUUUUCACCUGGUAA